Messenger RNA from Papaver somniferum (opium poppy), 1309 nucleotides. RefSeq lists its product as uncharacterized. The record is from RefSeq and is a predicted model, not a curated record. NCBI's taxonomy places the organism in Eukaryota, Viridiplantae, Streptophyta, Magnoliopsida, Ranunculales, Papaveraceae. The transcript is spliced from 3 exons. Bases 226 to 768 code for a protein of 180 amino acids.
UAUACACCAAACAGUGUGAGACUGAGACUGUGUAAGUUAAAAAACUAGCUUUAAACUCUUUUUUCUCUCUAUCUCUCUCCUCUAAACAAGAAAAGAAAAGUUCUCUCUUUUUACUCAUCUUCAUCUUCAACUACUUUAAUGGAAGAAUUAUCCAACUGAAAGCCCCAAGAAUUUCUUCAAACAUUUUUCCAUCAAAGAUCUCUUUCUAUUUUUGUUUUAAAAAAAAUGGUGGUGAACAAAGAAUCAACACCUCCACCAUUGAUUGGUAAAGCUGGUAGAUACACUGUAUUUAUAACACCACCUGCAACCCCAAAACAGCCAUCAUCUGAAACUAAAUCAACCAAACCCAUAUCUCUAACUAGACUCUCAUCUGAUACUCCAAAACCCUUCAAAUCUCAUGAUGAUGAUUCUCCUAGUAAAGUGCAAUCACCAGUGACUCCAAAACAAACAUUUGAAACUAAAUCUGAUACUCUUAAGGUUCCUACCCAUACUGCUAAAAUUGUACCUCCACCAGUUUUGCCUCCUCCCAAACAGUUUGACAGUGUUAAAUCUUCAUCGGGUGGUGAUGGUUCUAUGUUUGGGUUCUUUUGGAAUGCUGUUGCUAAAGUACAAGAUGCACAUUCAAGUUUGGAUGAGUAUUUAGCUCAUUGGUUUGGGUUGAAUCAUUCUAAGUAUCAAUGGGCUCUGGAUGAUUACUAUGAAAGCCAAGGAAUGGGUAAAGGAGACCAAAAAUCAAAAGAACUUGUGUCCAAAGAACAAAAUGUUUAAUAUGCUCAAGACAGGUAUGCUGGAUCUAGUAAGGAAUUCUAAAACCUCACUAUAUAUGUAGUAGCGAUGUCUAAAAGCAGCAUUGUUAGAAAAUCUCAUGCAUGGAAUGAAGAAAAGAUCUUCAUUCAAACCUUCCAUGCUGUUGUUAUUAUUAUUAUUAUCUGCCACCUCUUGUGCUGCAGCAUCUAAUUUUGUUUGUUUAUUUAAUAGGCUGUAAGCAUCAUUCGCAACGGCUGUUUUGUGCUUAAGCAUUUUUUUUUCCUGUUCUUGAGUGUGUAAGUACCCUAUAUGUAUGUAGUUCAUAGCAGGACAAAUUACUACUAGGAAAGAAUGAAACAUACAUAAAAUGUUUGAGUCUCUCUUUUCUUGAUGCAGAAUGUGCAAAUUUUCUGUUUCUAUAUUCCAUUGUCUACUAAAUAUACAUGAAGACGAAUCAAUCUAAAUAGUAUCUGAUUAAGUUUAGAAUGAGAGAUCAUGGCUUCAUCUUGACUUUGCUUGCAUUUCAUAUUUCUCUAUAAUUGGUUUUGAAUUCUUGUACCAA